AUGGAGGUGGCCCUCAGACAGCCAGCACGGCUGCUCCAAACCCCCUCUAACCGUCUCGUCCGUCAACCGCAGAGCCUCCGCCUUUACACCACCCUCAACCGCACCCCACGACCACGCCAUGUUUCCACAACCCCACGGAGAACCGCACCCGAAUCGUCCCUCUUCAGCCUAGGAUCCGGCUCCGGCGGCCACGGUGGGAUUCCUACCACCUACUUCGCGAACCGCACCUCUCUCCCCGCGAACACGGUCAUCCGCUUCGUGCCCCAGCAAACAGCAUGGAUUGUCGAGCGCAUGGGGAAGUUCCACCGGAUUCUGGAGCCUGGGUUGGCGGUGUUAAUUCCAUUCUUGGAUCGGAUUGCGUAUGUGAAGAGUCUGAAGGAGUCGGCAAUUGAGAUUCCGAGUCAGAAUGCUAUUACCGCGGAUAAUGUGACGUUGGAAUUGGAUGGGGUGUUAUAUACCAGGGUUUUUGAUGCUUUCAAGGCUAGUUAUGGCGUUGAAGAUGCGGAAUACGCUAUCACCCAGCUUGCACAGACGACGAUGCGUUCCGAGAUCGGUCAGCUUACUCUCGACCACGUCCUGAAAGAGCGGACAACUUUGAACGCCAAUAUCACUCAAGCGAUUAACGAAGCAGCCAGGGAGUGGGGCGUUGUUUGCCUGCGUUAUGAAAUUCGCGAUAUCCACGCCCCCGAAGGGGUGGUCUCCGCCAUGCACCGCCAAGUCACAGCUGAGCGUUCGAAGCGUGCAGAGAUCCUCGACUCGGAAGGUCAACGGCAGAGCGCCAUCAACAUUGCCGAAGGUCGCAAGCAAUCCGUCAUCCUCGAAUCCGAGGCGAAGCGUGCAGAGAAUAUCAACCAUGCUGCUGGUGAGGCAGAAGCCAUCUUGCUGAGGGCACAGGCUACCGCUCGCGGAAUCGAGGCCGUUGCCAAGUCGAUCGAGGAAGGCAAGGAGAAUGCUCACGGAGCGGUCAGUCUUAGCGUUGCAGAGAAGUACGUUGACGCGUUCUCGAAGCUGGCUCGUGAGGGUACAGCGGUCGUUGUGCCGGGGAAUGUCGGUGACCUUGGUGGUAUGAUUGCCAACGCCAUGGCGGUGUAUGGUAAGGUCAACGAGGGUCAGGCGAAAUCGAUUGCUGCAAAGGCCAUCGGCGUGCAGGAGCAGACGUCGAACGAAGCUCCUCGCGAGAACUCGGAGGACACCUCGAAUCAGCAAGAUGAUUCCUUGAAACAAUGA
Molecule: messenger RNA, 1227 nt
Organism: Aspergillus chevalieri
Lineage: Eukaryota; Fungi; Ascomycota; Eurotiomycetes; Eurotiales; Aspergillaceae
Product: SPFH domain-containing protein
Exons: 2
Coding region: 1-1227 (408 amino acids)
Cellular component (GO): membrane
Source: RefSeq, a predicted model, not a curated record